AACACCUUUUCUUGGAACCUGGUUUCCAACAACCUCCAUCCAAUUUUUGUUUGCCUUGGUUACAUACCAAUCCCCAAAAGACCAAAAUAACCUCCAUUCCUCUCCGUAUUUUCAAAACACGUGACACGCAACUUUCAUUUUCAGAAGAUCAAACACCAGAACCCUAGCGCAGAGAGAGAUGGAAAACGCAGGGGAAGAAGAAGAACAGGACGGUCUCUCUGUGCAUUCUCCCGGCCAAGCUCCUCCAUCUUCUGCUUCUUCUCUCCCCAAGGAACAUUCACAGGUGGAGUUGGAAUUGAGAGUCUUGGAAGCUCUGGAAAUCUAUCCUCCUUCCAAAUUACAAGGUAUCCAUCGCCAUUUUGUCCUUUAUGGUCUGAUGGAAUUUUUGAGGAGGAGCUUUGGUAGGAACUUCUCCCCUGAUGAGGUUUUGCAGUUACUCGAUCGUUUCUUCAAUUUAGAAAUGCUGCUCAUCUUGCUGUGGGACCCACUUGGCCACUUCAUAAAUGGCCCUAUUCUCAGACACAAUACAUUUUCUCCUUGUUGGCACGUGGGUAGCAAGGCUGCUUCACCUUUUCACCUUGGUUCUGAAAAUUGGUUACCAUACAACUGUGGCAGCUUGCUUUCUUUGGAAUAUGGGAAUGAGGGUGGUGUUCUCCCGGAAGAACAUGACUUUUCAACCAUCUAAACCGGACGAUGAGGAGAUGGAAACCCUGAAUCAAGAGGAGGAUUUCACCUUGCCACAGAAUUUCUUCAUCAAGGAAGAAUUAUAACUUAGUAUAUUCCCUUCUGUUUGUAUCACCAUUAUCAAUUCCUUCAACUAUCGGUUGUCAUUGUUACAAAUAAGAUUGGAUCCAUCUGUGUACAAUGCAGUACUUUUGGUUGCCACAUAAUUUUUAUGCAGCCCAAAAUAUCUUUUCUUGGGUA
Magnolia sinica is the source of this 924-nucleotide messenger RNA. RefSeq lists its product as uncharacterized. Gene Ontology annotation, cellular component: nucleus; NuA4 histone acetyltransferase complex. The record is from RefSeq and is a predicted model, not a curated record. The transcript is spliced from 7 exons. Gene Ontology annotation, biological process: regulation of transcription by RNA polymerase II. Bases 179 to 685 code for a protein of 168 amino acids. Lineage: Eukaryota; Viridiplantae; Streptophyta; Magnoliopsida; Magnoliales; Magnoliaceae.